This is a messenger RNA of Pollicipes pollicipes, 339 nucleotides long. RefSeq names its product constitutive coactivator of peroxisome proliferator-activated receptor gamma-like. The record is from RefSeq and is a predicted model, not a curated record. The transcript is spliced from 2 exons. Bases 1 to 339 code for a protein of 112 amino acids. Lineage: Eukaryota; Metazoa; Arthropoda; Thecostraca; Pollicipedomorpha; Pollicipedidae.
AUGUCGCUGUGUGCGGACAUGCCGCUGUGUGUCGACAUGUCGCUGUGUGCCGACGUGCCGCUGUGUGCGGACAUACCGCUGUUUGCCGACGUGCCGCUGUGUGCGGACAUGCCGCUGUGUGCCGACGUGCGGCUGUGUGCGGACAUGCCGCUGUGUGCCGACGUGCCGCUGUGUGCGAACAUGCCACUGUUUGCCGACGUGCCGCUGUGUGCGGACAUGCCGCUGUUUGCCGACUUGCCGCUGUGUGCCGACAUGCAGCUGUGUGCGGACAUGCCGCUGUGUGUGGACAUGCCGCUGUCGUUGGGAGAUACACCUCUGCUGUUCACGCAGAAGUGUUAG